AUGGAGGAAACAAGUUGCAUUCCAGCCUAUAAAAACAUAAAUGUCGACGAGUUGUACAGACAACACGAAGACUAUGCAUUUGUUAAUGAUAUAAUAGCCAAACCAUUUUUUUAUGACCCGUAUUUUAAGCAAGAGCCUAUGGGACCUUAUAUUAAGGAAUAUUAUCAGAGUUAUAAAUCCAAUACGACUAUGAAGAAUUCUGUAUAUUCACCAGUUAUUAUGUCACAACAAAAAUUAAAUAGGCAAUGCAAUCCAUUUGUAUCGUAUCCAUACGGUGUUCCCGUGGGUAUAGAAUAUCAAAUAUGUUCCAAAUGUAAAUGUAAAAAAAGUAACAGAACUAAAAAGAAUGAAGAUAAAAACGAUCAGAAGAACCAAACAUCAAAGAAAAGUUUCGAAAAUAAUUCCAUACUUUCAGUUUCAAAUUCAUACGAUGAGAACAUUACCAAUACUCAUACAUAUGCUAAUAAAGAAUGCUGUUUUGAUACAUUUGACGAAAUAUCUAUUACAAAAUUUUCAAUGGAAAGCGGUGACAUGAUACCACUUGGAAUUAAUAAUCAUGAAAAAUUCCUCUCAAAUAACUUGGAAACAAUAUAUUUGGAGGAAUCUAAAGAAAGCAAAGAUCAUAAAAAAUUUCUAGAUAUACGUGACGAAAGUACUGUCAAAAAAAGUGACAAUCUAUUUGAAAUUUGUGAUCAUGAUUACAGAUUGAAGUAUUAUCCUAAUAGUAAUGAAAAUGGAUAUACACUCCCAAAGGAAGAAAUCGAAACAAAUUAUAAGAAAGAAAUUCCAAAGUACAAUAAUAUUCAUUUCAAUAGUAAUGAUCACAAUAAAUAUAGCCUAAAUGAAAAAUAUUUUAACACAGACAAUUCCGAUUUGGAAAAGUAUUCUUUUCCAUAUACACCAGAAAAAAGAAAUGCAAAACAACAAAAUGAUACUCAAAGAAGUAUAAAUGAAAAACAACAAAAUGAUAGUCAAAGAAUUAGAAGUGAAAAACAACAAAAUGAUACUCAAAGAAGUAGGAGUGAAAAACACAUAGACAAACAUAAUGAUAGUGAAAAAAGGCAUCAAAUUAAUGAAGAAAAAAUAAAGAAUAAAAAAAGUAAAGAAUGUGAAAUAAUAAAAAAAAAUCGGGACACUAUAGAUGAUGAUACGAAUGAAAAUUUUAGUUCAGAACAAAUAAAAACAUCAAAUAUUAAAGAAACAAGUACAAUGAAUAAUUUAAAGCAAGGGGGAAAUCCAAAAUACUCUACAAAACAGGUCAAAAUAUGUGAAGAUGAAAACAUUUUAAAUAAAUACAGUGUUAUAAAUAGUUUAAAAAAAAAAACAGUGUCAAAAGAAAAUAUAAAACAAAUACAAAAAAAUUCACAUGAUAUUCAAGAAAAUGAAAUAAAUAAAAAUGUGGAAUCUUAUGGUAGGGUUUGUAAAUUUAAUAAUUCUAAAAAUGAAAUUCCAAAAAAAGGUGUCAUAACAAUAAAAAAGGGUAAAGUAGGACAUAUUAGAAAUGAGACAUCUUUGGUGAAUGAAAAUUAUAAUAAAAAUUCUCAUUCUUCGUCAAAAAAAAUGCCAAUGAAACAUAGAAAAUCUUUUAUUGAAAAAGAUAAUACUAUAAUAAAAAAGAAAGGUGAUAAAAAAGAACUUAAUCAUGGAAGAUCAAAAUUAGCUAUUUCUAGAACCAAAUCACUUAAAGUAAAAAGAGGUGGUACUAUAAGUUUUCCACCAAAAAAUUCUAGUUUAUUUCAAAGAAAAAAAAGCAUUUUGAGUAAACAGAAAUCUAUGAUGGAAACACCAUUUAAAAAACAAAACACUAUGUCGUUAAAAAGAAAAAAAACAUUAUCCAAAUUAAAUUCUACAAAGCAACCAUACAAAAUUUUCUUAAACAAAAAAAAAGUUAUAUGCACACAAAAAAGUACUCAUGGAUUAGAUAAUAAGAAAAAUAAAAAUUUGGAACCCAAUUCUAAAAAAAUGCUUUCAAGAUCAAAAACAAAGGUUUAUGUUGAUAAUGAUACGAAAGUUUUCAAAAAAGUUGAUGUUAAAAUGGUUUCAAAAAAUAUAUUCAAUCCAAAUUUAUCUAUAGAAACUUACAAUAAUAGUGGAACUGAUAAUAAAAAAGGAGACAGUGUUGUUUCUCAAAAUACGUUGAAUGAUAAAUUAGACAAUAAUUUGAAUAAGGUUGAUAGUAUAUCGUCAAAAAAUAGAGGAGAAAAUGGAAUCAUAAAAAAAAAACUAGAUAAUUCUAACGUAAACAAGAUGAGUAACAUCUCUAUGAGAAAUAGGUUAGACACUAAUUCCAUCAGAAAUAAAGUAAAGAAUAAGAAAAAAGAAUUAUUUGACAACAUUAUAUCUUUAACUAAAAACAUGAAAGAUCAGCCAUUAAAAAAGAAAUACAACGAUAAUAUAGACCCAAGGGAUUUGCUAUCCUUAGAAUCUAACAAUAGUUCCGAUACACAUUUUUAA
Messenger RNA from Plasmodium yoelii, 2454 nucleotides. Its product is annotated as conserved Plasmodium protein, unknown function. The coding region runs from base 1 to 2454 and encodes 817 amino acids. The transcript has a single exon. The record is from RefSeq and is a predicted model, not a curated record. NCBI's taxonomy places the organism in Eukaryota, Apicomplexa, Aconoidasida, Haemosporida, Plasmodiidae.